GAAAGACGGUUGGUCAGAUGUGGUCACGUGACGCUGUGACGUGAGAGGGAAGGAGCUCAUAAAGAGAACGAGGGCGGGAAAAGUGUGCAGAGCAGCUCUGCUUCCUCAGCUGAGGAAACAUCUGGAAAAUGUCCAGUGUGAACCAGUCUGUGACCAACGGCACGGCAGGAAGUCAGUACCAGGGUUUACUGGAGCGGGCGCUGUUCUCCACACUCACCACCGUGCCGUGCUGCGCGUUUCUCUUCAUCAAUGGCACCAUGAUGUUCACGCUCAGGAGUAAGGCGCUGUUCCGCGACACUUCUCGAUACGUCCUCCUGUUCAACCUGCUGUUCGCCGACACCGUACAGAUGUCGCUCGGCCAGCUGCUUUACCUCGUCGCCGCGUGUCGGACGACGCUCACAUAUCCCGUGUGCGGUGUCGUCAACAUGAUCACCAAACUCACCAACGAGGUGUCUCCACUCACACUGGUGGUGAUGUCACUGGAGAGGUACGUGGCCGUGUGCUUCCCGCUGAGACACACCGCCAUCAUCACCGCCAGGAACACGGCGGUGGCCGUGGUGGCGGUGUGGGCCGUGAGCUCACUAGACGUCCUGACCCGCGUCUUCCUGCUGCUGGAGUUUCCAUUCAAGGAGCUGGACUCUUUGCAGAUGAAGGACUUCUGCUCAGAAGUGUCGAUGAUGCUCGGGCCCAGGUCCAAUCAGUACGACAGAGCUUAUAACUGCUUCCUGUUUGUGUCGGCAACCGUGGCCAUCAUUUCCUCCUACAUCGGUGUGGUGGUUGCGGCCCGCUCGGCGUCCUCAACGGACGCCUCAUCUCGUCGGGCUCGGAAUACGCUGCUGCUGCACCUGGUCCAGCUGGGCCUCAGCCUCUCGUCCACCGUCUACCUGCCCAUCCUCAUCGCCGUCUCCAGGACUCUGGCCCGGCUGGUGUUCGUGCGCAUCCAGAACGUUCUGUACGUGUGCAUCUUUAUCUUUCCGCGCUGCCUGAGCUCGCUCAUCUACGGCAUCAGAGAUCACGCCAUCCGACUCGCGCUACUGCACCGACUGUGCUGUCGUCAAAGCCGACAUCCACAUGCCCCCAAAUCUGAUGCACUUCAUACCUAACGGUCAAUAGACUGGGACUGUUUUGAAAGUGCUUUGAUAUCUACGUUGUGUUCGAAAAGUGCUUGAAUUUUGUGAUAAACUAUGAUGAAAUAUUAGGUUUACAGCAGUCACAAAAUCAGACAUAUGAACUGAGUCAUGGAGGCAGCAGAGGAUCAAAAGCUUCUGUGUCCAAAUGAGCUACAAUUAUUUUCUCUUGGGACUUCAGUGUGAGAGAGUGAGUGGUUUACAAACUUAGAUAGAGAGUGAGAUAUAGGGUCAGUGAUUUUAGCUGGCGAGGAGCUGCUGGUCUACCACUGCCUCGUGUGGU
This is a messenger RNA of Solea senegalensis (Senegalese sole), 1410 nucleotides long. Its product is annotated as odorant receptor 131-2-like. Gene Ontology annotation, cellular component: membrane. The coding region runs from base 129 to 1103 and encodes 324 amino acids. Gene Ontology annotation, biological process: G protein-coupled receptor signaling pathway. The record is from RefSeq and is a predicted model, not a curated record. NCBI's taxonomy places the organism in Eukaryota, Metazoa, Chordata, Actinopteri, Pleuronectiformes, Soleidae. Gene Ontology annotation, molecular function: G protein-coupled receptor activity. The transcript has a single exon.